Molecule: messenger RNA, 1215 nt
Organism: Alnus glutinosa
Lineage: Eukaryota; Viridiplantae; Streptophyta; Magnoliopsida; Fagales; Betulaceae
Product: peroxidase 2-like
Exons: 3
Coding region: 112-1074 (320 amino acids)
Biological process (GO): response to oxidative stress; hydrogen peroxide catabolic process
Molecular function (GO): heme binding; peroxidase activity
Source: RefSeq, a predicted model, not a curated record
AGCCAAAGGUACCCAAAGCCUAGGAUCAAUACAUAGUCACGACAGAUUCAAAGCUUAAUUACUAGAGCUAUUUCCUUCAAAAAAAAAAAAAAAUUACUAGAGCUAUUAGAUAUGGCUUCAGGUAGUCUUUUCUGUGUCCGUGCCUUUGUCUUGUUGGCUCUUGCAACCACAGCUUUCUCACAGCUUUCUCCCAAUUUCUACGACAAUUCUUGUCCACAUGCUUUGUCGACUAUCCAAAGUGCUGUCCGGACGGCAAUAUACAAAGAGCGACGCAUGGGCGGUUCUUUACUACGUCUCCAUUUCCACGAUUGCUUUGUUAACGGUUGUGAUGGUUCAGUUCUUCUUGAUUCUACACCCACCAUUGACAGCGAGAAAACUGCAAUUGCCAGUAACAAUUCCAUCCGAGGAUUUGAGGUGGUGGACAAUAUCAAGUCCGAGGUCGACAAAGCCUGUGGAGGUCCGGUGGUCUCAUGUGCAGAUAUAUUGGCUGUCGCUGCUCGUGACUCUGUCGUUGCGCUUGGAGGGCCAGCAUGGGAGGUGCAACUAGGGAGGAGAGACUCAACCACAGCCAGCAGGACUACAGCCAACGCCGACCUCCCGCUGUCGAACAUGAACCUCCCCGAAUUGAUUGACAACUUCAAAAAGCAAGGCCUCGAUGAGACAGACCUUGUCGUGCUCACCGGUGGCCACACCCUAGGGUUUGCACGGUGCCUUACCUUUAGGGACCGCAUUUACAAUGAGACAAACAUCGACGAAGCAUUUGCAGAAAAGCUUAAAUCCACAUGUCCAAAAAAAACCAAUGAUGGAGACUCAAACCUUGCUUCCUUGGACCCAACACCGGCAUAUUUUGACACAGCAUACUUCAAUAACUUGGUUCAGCAGAAGGGGCUUCUCCACUCGGAUCAGGCACUGUUCAGUGGAGGCUGCACAGAUCCGUUAGUGAACAAGUAUAGCUCAUAUCCCAUUGCUUUUUGGCAGGAUUUUGCCAAGUCCAUGGUGAAAAUGGGCAAUAUAAAACCACUGACGGGGUAUCAAGGAGAAAUCCGCCUGAGCUGUAGCAAAGUGAACCAAUAAGUUGAAUUGCAUGACCUAUAUUUAUACCUUUGUUAAUUGUUUUGUUUGAAAAAGUACUCGAUGUAACACGAUUAAAGACCAAAAUAAUUUUUGUAUUUUGAAAAGUAUUUUCUAUUUGAAGUACGUUGUUUAUUUGUAAAA